Molecule: messenger RNA, 1146 nt
Organism: Ornithodoros turicata
Lineage: Eukaryota; Metazoa; Arthropoda; Arachnida; Ixodida; Argasidae
Exons: 11
Coding region: 350-1102 (250 amino acids)
Source: RefSeq, a predicted model, not a curated record
CGCGCAUGCGUAGAUGAUCCGGAUCCGCUCUCCCAAUCCCAGCAUUCCCUGUAGUUUGCAGAUGGCGUGCUUUUGAAUGUAGCAUGUAGUUCUGCUUCAAUCCCAACCUCACUUCUAUUGUUCAUCCGUCACAAUGAUGUUCCACGUCUGAGCAGCGUUUAUACCGGCUUCUGUACGUGCUACACGGGCGCGACAGUGCACAGAAGCCUCGGAUUGGUCUCUUAAAGCCAUCUCCCGCGAUGAUUGGAUAUCGUAUGAUGAAGAGACCAAUGGGAGCCCACUCCGCGUUGUUGGCGUUUUUGAGAAGGUGCAACGCAACGUGUACGAUAGUAUUGCUGGAGAUGCCCGGAUGUUCUUUUCUUGUGUGGCCUCCCCAUCGGAAAUCUAUGUCAUUGCUUGCGAUCAGGCUGCCGCAGGUUCGUCGACGUCGAGGAAUAUUUUGAGCAGCGACCACUGCCUCAGAAACGGUUCUGUUGUCAUUCGAACGAAACCUGAUCUGCAUGAUGUGGCUGCCAUGCUAAGCCUAACGGCAGCCAAAGACCUGUCUCUUACUCACGAAAAUGACUUCUACCGACGUCAAAAUCACGCACUACUACGAGGUCCUCCGAGGAAGAGCAGCUCCUUAAUAUCGGACUUGGGUGCCUACCGGACGUUCCAGUUUACAGCCGAGCGCACGGACCGCGACUUUCUGAUCCACCUGUGGUGCCAGAACUACACCAAAGCGUUCUACAAGGGUUUCCUGUUUCGCGCAAUCCAAAAGAAGGGACGUACGGAGUCCUAUUUUAACGGACACUUCAUCCGAGACACGAGAUCUCCGGACGUCCGAUUUGUUCGAUGUGACGAUACUCCCGACAGCGCUGUCACUCACAUAGACAGCAGCCGGAAGAAUGAAACGUACGUGAGAUGGGUGCCUCACGAACGUCCUUUCCACCCCGUGGUGGUUGUAUUCAGGGCCACCAUCGUGCAGCAGAGGGUGAUCUACUGGAUGGGCGUCGACACUAAAGUCGUCCUUGUCGGCUCGGCUUCCAGCUCUACAUCUACGUGGAUCCUUUUCAUCAUUGUUCCACUCUCCGCACGCUUGUUUAAGACAUAUUAUUGUUGAAACUAUCGAUAUCAUUUUACAUAAAUACAAUAAUGCUACUCAAG